AUGUCACUUCGACGUACUUUGAAUUCACGAAUAGAAGAUCUGCCAACUGAAAUAAUCUUUGUCGUUUUCGAUCAUCUAUAUUUUCAUGAAAUCAUCAAUGCAUUUCGACAACUUAAUUCAUAUUUUCAAUCGUUACUACAAACAUACCAGCAAUAUUACCUGGAUUUAUCAGUUCUAAGACGAAUAUGGCACUUUGAAGUAAUUCAACAAUUACCAAAAUAUAUUCAACAAGUCAAAUCUUUAAGAUUGGCUUCUAGGGAAGACCUCAUCAUUGACACGAACCAAUAUUUGACCUUAUAUCCACUCAAUUUAUAUUAUUCAACUCUUGAAUUACUCUCAUUGACAGGUACUGAUGUUGACCAACUGGAAUCGUUUGUUUUCAAAUUGUCCAAUUUUCAGCGCCUAAAACAUUUAUCAUUAAUCCUCUAUCGAAAAUAUGAUUCUUCCUACAGUAUGUCCGAUUCACGUCUAAAUCUGCUUCGUUUCAUUCUACUGUUUAAAAUCAAGACACUGAUGUUUUUAUCAUGGAAUGUUGGCUUGGAUUUUUUCAGUAGAAAAUAUAUGACGUUGUCGAAUGAAAAAUCAACUAUUGAAUUUUAUGAAUUUUAUGGAAUGAGUUUUGAUGAUUUAACUUGGUUGCAACUGUACACAACAAAUAUGAAGUCACUUAGUAUACAUAAGUUUACUUGUGAUUUUGGUAAAGUUUGUAGAUUAACAAUCGAAACAUUAAUCACUCUCAAGCUCCAUGACAUUCCCGAGUCGAUGAAUAUUCACCAACUAUUCAAACAGUGCUUAUAUUUACCUCAAUUGAAUCAUUUAGAACUAGAAGGUGAACUAUUUAAAGGAUCACACAUCGACGGUAAUCACUGGAGAUACCUGAUUGAAAAUUGUGUUCCUCAUAUAAAACGUUUUCGAUUCUUUUUCUAUAUUAACGACAGAAUCGUUUCCAAACCUCACAAUAACAUCAUAGAGUCAUACAAAACUGACUUUUGGUUACGAGACAAAAAAUGGUUUGUCAACUGCGAUUACUUAGCAGGCCAUCGAGUAUUUCUUUACACCCUACCAUGCAUCAAACCAGAAUUAAACUAUCUUGUACCCUAUGAACGAACAUCCACAAGUUCAUCGUCAGCAAUUAGCGUUCCGGUUCUACAUUUAGACUCGAUUAACACAAAUCAUCUUCCGUCCAAUUUACACUUCGAUCGUGUUCGAUCGUUAUCUAUAUACCAAACAGAUCGUAACAUGACUUAUGAACAAUUGCGUAGACUGAUAAAUAUUUCAACUGUCGAACAUUUGAUAUUUCUUGAUUACAUCAAUCCGGAUUUAUUCUUUGAUAUAUUAAAAUAUCAUCCGACUCAACUAUCAAUCCGAAUGUGUGAACAGAACUUUCAUGAAGUUUUAGGCAUAUCAUAUGGAUUUAGUAAAAAGCAGCUAAGUACUGACCGGAUGGCUUAUCUGGAAAAAAUCAAGUCAUUCAAAUUAAAAUGGUGUUCUGGAUCUAAUGAAGGAGCUCUUGAGUCAUGCGCGAAGUUUUCAAAACUAGAAGCGCUAGAAAUAGAUCUAACAAUGUCAGUGGCAAAGUUGCAGUAUAUAAUUAAUAGUUUUACGAAGUUGUCAUUUUUAAAAAUGUGCCAGGGUGACGAUAUAAACAAAUUAAUAGAAAGUGGAAGCCAAUGGAGAAGACUUGUGCAUAAACGUGUGAAUAGUGCUGAUUGGAUAUGGUUCGAUUGA
Molecule: messenger RNA, 1728 nt
Organism: Adineta ricciae
Lineage: Eukaryota; Metazoa; Rotifera; Eurotatoria; Adinetida; Adinetidae
Source: the annotation of a GenBank genome assembly